Molecule: messenger RNA, 609 nt
Organism: Lindgomyces ingoldianus
Lineage: Eukaryota; Fungi; Ascomycota; Dothideomycetes; Pleosporales; Lindgomycetaceae
Exons: 4
Source: RefSeq, a predicted model, not a curated record
GGUUGUCCGACAGAAGUUGCGGCGGAUUUAAGUUUGAUGGCGUUGUAUGAUAUAGCUGUGUUAAUUGACGACAGCGGCACAAUGCAGAGCAGGGAAGAGGGAAAACGUAUACCUGCUCUGAAAAAGGGUCUCAAGGUAAUCGCAGAGAUGUAUUCAAAGCUAGCGUAUGCCGAUGACGGGAUCACCCCCCGAGGUAUCCUUGCAGCCCGGUUUCUGAACCACAAUCGGCUGAGAGACGACGCUGCGCGCGCCGAUAAUCUAACGGCGGUCGCGUUGGAGGAGCUCUUGCAGGGUCAUGAAUUCUCGGGAACCACUGAAAUUGGGACACAAUUGAAAAAGCGUAUUCUGAAACCUUUAGUUUACGAAAAGCUUUCUAAUGAAGGCAUGAGACGGCCACUGCUCAUAAUGGUCAUAACUGAUGGAAAGAUUGAAGGCGAAAAAGAUGGAGUGCUCGAAAACAAUAUAAGAGCUUGCAUCGAUCAUCUCAAGAGCUUGAAUAAACUUCAUUGGGUUGUCUUUCAAUUCACUCGUAUUGGCAAUGAUGUCCACGCCAGGCGCUUUCUCAAAGACCUGAAGAGUAAACCGAUCAUCAAACCCUAUAUAUCUGUG